AUGGAACAAUUCCGGCAUAUUGGAGAGGUUGUGGGAAGUAUGAAGGCUCUGUUGAUGGUACAAGAUGAGACUCUGAUCAAUCAAUGUCAGUGCUCAUUGUUGCAUGAUGUAUUCAGUAUGGCCUUUGACACAAUUGGAGAGGAGAUCAGGCUGAACCUAAAGCUCGAAGAGAAAAAGACCAAAUGGAAAGCUCUUGAGAAGCCGUUGAGGGAGCUUCACACAGUUUUCAAAGAAGGGGAGCUCUACAUUAGGCACUGCAUGGAUGCCAGUAACUGGUGGAGCAAAACAAUCCUCCUCCAUCAGAACAAGGACUGUGUUGAAUUUCAUAUUCAUAACUUGUUCUGCUACUACGCGGCUGUGAUUGAGGCAAUUGAGAACGCUGGAGAGAUUGCUGGACUUGAUCAGGAUGUGAUGCACAAGAAGAGGAUUUUUCUCACAAGGAAGUAUGAUAGGGAGUGGAAUGACCCCAAGCUUUUCCAAUGGAGAUUUGGGAAGCAGUAUUUGGUCCCAAAGGCCAUCUGCAAAAGGUUGGAGAGUGCUUGGAGGGAAGAUAGAUGGCGGCUCAUUGAAACGCUCAAAGAGAACAAAAUUUCAGGAUCCCUUGGUUCGACAAGGAAUGAGCAACAGCUUGGAGACUUGCUGGUGAAGAAGCUACAUGGGUCAGAUUUCUGUGGGAAGCUGUUUCCAAGCACAAUCUUAUUAGCAUCCAAGGACUACCAAAUUAGGCGGCGGUUAGGAGGGGGAAGCCAGUACAAGGAAAUCCAGUGGUUGGGGAAAAACUUUGCCUUGAGACACUUCUUCGGGGAUCUUGAACCAUUGAACUCGGAGAUUUCAACUCUCCUCUCACUUUCCCACCCCCAUGUACUGCAGUACCUAUGUGGGUUUUAUGACGAGGAGAAGAAGGAGUGCUUUCUUGUUAUGGAGUUGAUGAGCAAGGAUCUGCGCUGCUACAUGAAGGAGAACCGUGGUGCAAGAAGGCAGGUUUUGUUUUCGAUCCCAGUGGUGGUUGAUAUCAUGCUUCAGAUUGCAAGAGGCAUGGAAUAUCUCCACUCUAGGAAGAUCUACCAUGGAGAGUUGAACCCUUGUAACGUCUUUCUCAAGGCAAGGAGCUGCACAGAAGGUUAUUUUCAAGUAAAAGUAUCAGGUUUUGGUUUAUCAUCUGUACACAAACCUACUUCACGAUACUCACAGCAGCAAAAUGAGAUCAACCCUUUGAUUUGGUGUGCCCCAGAAGUCCUGGCUGAGCAAGAACAACCAGGGAAUAACCGUCGUACCAAAUACACAGAGAAAGCAGACGUAUACAGCUUUGCAAUGCUUUGCUUUGAGCUCUUGACUGGGAAGGUUCCUUUUGAAGAUUCACAUCUCCAAGGGGACAAGAUGAGUCGCACUAUAAGAGCAGGAGGGAGGCCUCUCUUCCCUUUCCCUUCACCAAAGUACCUUGUCAACUUAACCAAGAGAUGCUGGCACACUGACCCAUCUCAGCGCCUGACUUUCUCAUCCAUUUGUCGAAUUCUACGCUACAUAAAGAACUUUCUUACCUUGAACCCCGACGACGAUCAGCCUAUACUGCAAUCCCCUCCUAUGGAUUAUUGUGAGAUAGAGACAUGGUUCCUGAAGAAUAGUUCAGCAGCAGGACUUGGGGAGAAGGAGAAGACCAGCCCCGGCCUCAUCAGGAUUAAGAGUCUGGAUUCUGUAAGUGAUACAACUUCGAUGAGCAGGCAAGCCCCAAAUUGCAGAAAUGACAGUAUGUCCGUCGUCGAAGAUCCAUUUGUACCAUUAAGUGAUACGAGGUCUGUUUGCUCUGAUUUGAGGUCUGUUUUUGAUUUGAGGUCAGUAUGUUCCGAGGCUCCAACCAAGAAAACUCUCACUGCAAAGAAACGCCCAGGAGUGAGCGCUAGAAAAGGCUUAGGGACAUCAAGAUCACCAGCAACACCAAGAUUUUCGACACCAAGACUUUCGUCACCAAGGAUUCCUCCACCAAAACUUCCAUUACCAAAAAUUCCACCACCAAAAGUUUCGACGCCAUUAAAACCAUGUCGUCGCAGCAGCACGAAGGUGAACAAUGGGAGCAGUCCACUACCGAGUCCUUUGAGUACAAAGAGUACUGCGAGCGGCAGACACAGACCGUGUGGUCAUGUCUCGGACUCAGAGAUACAUUAG
Molecule: messenger RNA, 2160 nt
Organism: Prunus armeniaca (apricot)
Lineage: Eukaryota; Viridiplantae; Streptophyta; Magnoliopsida; Rosales; Rosaceae
Source: the annotation of a GenBank genome assembly